ACCUUUGGAGCCAACCAGUGUGUGUGGAAACUGGGUAAGGAGGACAGUAAAGAGCGGUUGAACGGCGGACUAAUGACAGCUGUCAGUGUGGACAAAAACAUUGUCAAUCUUUGAAUAGAAGCCUAAUGGCUGUCCCCUAAACCUCCAGGAGAUAAGGGACAACAUCUUGGCACCACUGCGGGCUACACAAACCGUGUCGCGAAGGUACUCUCACAUAGUCCUGUGUAUUUUUUGGCCUUGCACAUUGCUUGUCGGAAUACACAUCCAGAGGCAACAUGGGGACUCAGGGCUGUGGUAGAAAGCGUGCCCCUCUGAAAGAUCGCUUCUCAGCAGAGGAUGAGGCCUUGAGUAGCAUUGCUAGAGAGGCAGAGGCGAGGCUGGCAGCGAAGAGAGCAGCUCGGGCAGAGGCCAGGGAUAUUCGGAUGAGGGAACUUGAGCGACAGCAGAAAGAGCUUUCUUACCACUCAGCCAGCAGUAGCAACAGAAAAUGGGGUCAGAUCCACCAGUGGAUGGCUGACACAGAAAAAGCCAGAGCAUCUAGUAGUAAUAGAUCCAGCAGCCGACACCACCGGCAGGGGCUGGAUGAUGAUGUCGUGUCAGUCCGCAGCUACAGAUCAACCUCCUCAGCUUUACGUGACCUGGGGUCUAGUCGAUCCAGCUCCCGUAGAAAAGAUGCACUGUCUGACGGUCUCUCCGCUAGCUCCACCCUCAAGAGUUCCCGUUCCACUAGUUCUGUGUACAAUGACCUGCAUGGCCAUAAAAAGUCUUCCUCCAGUUCCUCGAAGAAGGACCUGCUGACUGGACUGUACCAUGAUAAAAGGAACUACACCAGCCUAAUGAAGACCAAACCACCCUCUCUGCCCUCCACUUCAACCUAUCAGCCUCGGGCCACCACUUCCUCAUCCUCCACCACUGGCACAGGGCUCUCUCGCAGCUACAGCAUGGCCUCUAUUUAUGAUGACCCCGGUCUUUACGGCUCAGGCUACAGUUCAAGAGCUCCGUCUGAAUACAGCUGGUACUCCUCCGGAGCCAGUUCCACUCGCAGCAGUCCUGCGAAUUCCUCAGAUGAUGACACUGUCAGCAGUGUGUCCCAGGAAAACUUCAACAGAGGCCGCAGGGACAGUGUGUCCUCUGACUUUUCGGACAUUAGUGAGUCGGCCGCCGACUAUUUCAGCCGCUCUAAUCGAAGGGGCAGUAUUGUGUCUGACCUUGAUGAUUUGAGCAUUCCCGAUCUGGACACUCUGGAUGACAAAUGUGAAAAGCAGUACUCAGAUUUCAGUCGGCCGUCCUCCCGCUGCACCACCCCAGGCCUCUCGGCAGCCACGCUGGCCUCGCUGGGCGGCACCUCGUCACGCCGGGGCAGCACAGAUACCGGAAGCGCUUAUGACCCUGACACCAGUCUGAGUGAACUUAAGGAUAUCUAUGAACUUAAGGACCAGAUUCAGGAUGUAGAAGGGCGGUACAUGCAAGGGCUUAAAGAGAUGAAGGAGUCACUCACAGAAGUAGAAGAGAAGUAUAAGAAAGCCAUGGUAUCGAAUGCACAGUUGGACAACGACAAAGCCAACCUCAUCUAUCAAGUGGACACACUAAAGGACGUCAUAGAAGAAAUGGAGGAACAAAUGUCAGAGAUGAGAAGGGAGCUGGAAGAUAAAUCGAAGGAACUUGAAAGACAAAAGCACACGUGUACAGUCCUGCAGCAUAAACAGGAGGAACUGAAAGAGGGGCUCCGCCAGAGAGACGAGCUCAUAGAGGAAAGCCAGCGAAUGCAGACUAAGUUAGAUGCCCUCACCAGAGAGGUGUUUGACCUGCAGGAAACGAUAAACUGGAAGGACAAAAAAAUCGGGGCGCUAGAGAGACAAAAAGAGUACUUUGAUUGCAUUAGGAAAGAGAGAGAUGAGCUCAGAGAUGAGCUUGCUGACAUCAAGGAGAAAGCCAUAACAGGAGAGCGACAUGGACUGGUCAUCAUCCCAGAUGGUACACCGAACGGAGAUGUCGACCACGAACCUUUGUCCUCAGGAAUCACUGUGGUGUCCCAGGAGGCCGCCCAGGUGCUGGAGUCUGCAGGAGAAGGUCCACUGGAUGUCAGGCUACGGAAGCUAGCAGAGGAGAAAGAUGAACUGUUGGCUCAAAUCAGAAAGCUAAAGAAUCAGCUGGAGGAGGAGAGACAGAAACACUCGAAGGUGGACGGUACGUUUACAGAUGUGGAAAACAUGGAGAACGGUACAGACCUUCACUUUAUUGAGCUGCAGAGAGAUGCCAACAGACAGAUUAGUGAAUACAAAUUCAAGCUUUCUAAGGCAGAACAGGAAAUCGGUACAAUGGAACAAAAUAUUAGCAGACUUGAAGGGCAAGUGACCAGGUACAAGUCAGCUGCUGAUAACUCGGAGAAAAUAGAAGACGAACUGAAAGCAGAAAAACGGAAACUGCAAAGAGAGCUACGCACUGCUCUAGACAAAAUUGAAGAAAUGGAGAUGACCAACAACCACCUAGUAAAGCGCCUCGAGAAGAUGAAGGCCAACAGGAAUGCUCUUUUGUCACAGCAGUGAGGCGAGGCAGCAUCACCUCAGGAGCCCUUAAACCCGCGUCACAGACCUCUGACUGCCAUAUUGCAUCUGGAGCACAUUUUAUUUUGGGCUGUAACACUUUAAGAUUGGUAGCUAACCAAAAACACUUUAAAAACUUAACUUGUAGCACAGGCAGAAGGCUGAACUGUGUCUGUUGGGUUUGUCUGGCGAGACAUGACAAACUAAUAAAACUUAUGUUGCUGGGAGAUAGAUUUGAGAAAGUUUCUCUUAAAUGUCACUUAAUUUUUAAGAGCUUUGUACGACAUUAUGUAAACUGAGAUUUUAUUUCUCUCUGGUUGGGUGCUUGGCUGUACUUAUUUUGAUUUUUUUCGUUUUGUUUUCUUGAGGGGGGGGUAAAUUGCAUGAAUGAGUAUAUUGAUGCUUUUAAACUAUUCAGCUCUCACAGCUGCUUCGGUCCUGCACCUUCCCAGCUUCCCUCACACAGUGAAGUGCCUUUUCACACUAGGAGACUGGGGGUCUGCACCACUCAAUGAAACAUUGUUUUAACAGGUACACAAUGAUGUAUUUAAAAGGAUGCAGUCACUAUUGAAACUAUACAGAACAAACCGUCUGACGUUUCAUUGAAAUUUUUCAAAUAUUUAAAAGAUUUCUUGAAAAUAAAUGUGUAAUUUACAAACCUGUGUUAAAAACUGGA
Messenger RNA from Betta splendens (Siamese fighting fish), 3219 nucleotides. It is a transcript of the gene lrrfip2, whose product is annotated as leucine rich repeat (in FLII) interacting protein 2. Gene Ontology annotation, biological process: regulation of DNA-templated transcription. The coding region runs from base 276 to 2546 and encodes 756 amino acids. The record is from RefSeq and is a predicted model, not a curated record. The transcript has 27 exons. Lineage: Eukaryota; Metazoa; Chordata; Actinopteri; Anabantiformes; Osphronemidae.